This is a messenger RNA of Pterocles gutturalis (yellow-throated sandgrouse), 1066 nucleotides long. RefSeq names its product PAP associated domain containing 4 (gene TENT2). Gene Ontology annotation, molecular function: poly(A) RNA polymerase activity. The transcript has 9 exons. Gene Ontology annotation, cellular component: cytosol. The record is from RefSeq and is a predicted model, not a curated record. NCBI's taxonomy places the organism in Eukaryota, Metazoa, Chordata, Aves, Pterocliformes, Pteroclidae. The annotation marks the transcript as partial.
AUGUUCCCAAAUUCCUUUAGCUUGUGUCAUCCACCCUUCCCUCCAACACAACGAAGUAAUGUCUUUGAUAAGCUUCCUCUAACUACACCAGAUACUCUUCCCUCUCACCAGCAAAUUAUUGAUGCUCAGUUUAACUUCCAGAAUGCAGCGCCUCUUUUGAGUGGGAACCUUGCAACUACUUCAGCUGUUACCCCACAGCCAGUGACUUACGGAAAUGGCUGUCCAGUACAUACAUCUGAUGCCCUCACAUCAUUCAGAGGAAGAAAGAGACAAAGCGAACAGAGUGUUCCACAUGAUGUCAAACGGCAGCGGUUUCAUUCACCUCAUUCUCAAACAACUGUAGUUAACCAGGCAGUGCCUUUACUGGAAGAACGUAGAUACUCCUUCCCAGGAUCAGUUCAGUCUCCACCGUUCCAUGCGCUUUACAUGCCCUGUUUAACUGGUUGUGUUCCUCAGUUGCAAGAUACUUUAUUUCCAGACCCUAUAAAAACAACGCUCCCUGUGGCCAAAGAUAAGUUAAGUCAGCAGGUUUUGGACUUCUUUCAAGCAUGUCAGCAACAGACCUGUGAUUUGAACAGAAAAGAGCUCUGUAGAAUACAACUCCAGAGAGAAAUUCAGCGAAUUUUUCCACAGAGUAGACUCUUUUUGGUUGGCUCCACACUGAAUGGGUUUGGCACUCGUAGCAGUGAUGGUGACUUGUGCCUGGUGCUUAAGGAAGAACCAGUAAAUCAGAAGACUGAAGCAAGGCAUGUACUCAGCUUAAUCCAAAAACUCUUCAGUACUAAACUUUCAAGCUACAUUGAGCGACCUCAGCUGAUUCGAGCCAAAGUGCCAAUAGUGAAGUUCAGGGAUAAAGUCAGCUGUGUGGAGUUUGACUUGAAUGUAAACAAUACUGUAGGAAUAAGAAAUACAUUCCUUCUGAGAACCUAUGCAUACAUUGAGAAUCGAGUUCGUCCUUUAGUACUUGUUAUUAAGAAGUGGGCGAGUUUCCAUGAGAUAAAUGAUGCCAGUCGUGGUACUUUAAGCAGCUAUAGUCUUGUGUUGAUGGUUUUGCACUAUUUACAGA